Molecule: messenger RNA, 1210 nt
Organism: Salvia splendens (bonfire salvia)
Lineage: Eukaryota; Viridiplantae; Streptophyta; Magnoliopsida; Lamiales; Lamiaceae
Product: protein trichome birefringence-like 37
Exons: 2
Coding region: 191-637 (148 amino acids)
Cellular component (GO): Golgi apparatus
Molecular function (GO): O-acetyltransferase activity
Source: RefSeq, a predicted model, not a curated record
AUUGCUGCAAUAAUAUUCCACACACACAUAUAUAUAUGUUUAUAGUAUAUAAGUAAUGUUAAUGGCAUAAAAUUAAUGAAACAUGUAGUAUUUGAUAAAAGUGCUCAUUAUCAUUCUAUGCAUAUAUAGCUCAAAUUUUCAUUAUUAUUUAUACCACCACAGAGUAGUAGUAGCAGCAGCAGCAAUAUAUAUGGGUUUGAGUUUGAGGCUGCUGUUUCUUCUUCUUCUUCUACUUCUUCUUGUGUGUGUGAUUCUGUCUCUACAGCAGCAGGAGGAGAGGUGCAAUACAUUUGAAGGGAGUUGGGUUUACGACGCGUCGUAUCCUCUGUACGACGCGUCGCAGUGCCCUUUCAUCGCCACCGGCCUCAACUGCCAAAAGCAAGGCAGGCCAGAUAUUGUCUACCUUCAAUACAGAUGGAACCCAAACCACUGUCUUCUUCCCAGAGAAAAAUCGCGAUUCAGCAAGCACGACUUCUUCUCGGAGCCUUCAUUCCAGAGCUCCUCCGCCUACCUCUCCGCCCUCUCCGCCACCGCACCGCCGCCUCCGCGACCGUCUCCUCGGCCGCGCCUCCGAAUCCGACGGCUCAUCGAGGCGAAGAAGCAAUCCGAGCACGAGAUGAAGAAGUGCCUCACCUGAUAGGACCUGAUCUGGCUCCGUCAUCGGCUCUGGCAUCUUCAGCAUUACCGAAUUGGAGACGCGCGACACCGCCUGCCCCGCGAUCAUCGCCUCCUACGCCGUCUCCGGCCUCUCCGCUCUCCUCUCCGUCUUCUGCUACACCGAAUUCGCCGUCGAGAUCCCCGUUGCUGGUGGAUCCUCCUCCUUCCUCCGCCUCGAGUUAGGGGAUUUCAUCGCGUUCAUCGCCGCCGGUAACAUUUUGCUCGAAGGACUCGUCGGCGCCGCCGGAUUAGGGCGAACCUGGUCCUCCUAUCUCGCUAGCAUCUUCAGUAAUAAUCCCGAUUUCCUCCGAUUUAGGGUUAAUUCCUUCGCUAAGGCUUCAAUGUACUGGAUCCCCUUGCUGUAUUAAUAAUUUUGUUAAUUGUGAACGGAAUCGCCAUGCUAGAACGAAGCAUUCAUCCCUCAGCGAAGAAAUCCACGACGAUAUGUAAUUUUUUAGAUUUUGGUUAAUUAGAUAUUAGACAUUAAUUAAACAUAAUUAUUAACUUACUUCGGUCAAUAUUGAUUUAAAACCCGUUGACUGUUAAAUUUUAA